Schizophyllum commune H4-8 is the source of this 706-nucleotide messenger RNA. RefSeq lists its product as uncharacterized. Bases 265 to 501 code for a protein of 78 amino acids. The transcript has 6 exons. The record is from RefSeq and is a predicted model, not a curated record. NCBI's taxonomy places the organism in Eukaryota, Fungi, Basidiomycota, Agaricomycetes, Agaricales, Schizophyllaceae.
UGAGAACUGUCGCGGUAGAGUGGCCUGGGCAGCGCGCCUGGCAAACGGAUUCGACCGAUGCGUCGAUCGCGAUCAGCUGUCUGGAUGGAACUCGUCUGCAAACCGGCUCUAUCGAUUUGUCAAUGUUGGAAUUCUACGAGACAUGCUCUCUGAGGCUUAUAAGCGCCCUAAGGCUGAGGACAGAGACGAACAAGGACGGUUAUUCGCCUCUUUUCCCCUACUGCCAUCUCCCCUCCCAUCUUCCACACGCUAGCACGCUCCACGAUGUGCAGAUUGCGCCAGGUCACCCACAAGUACGCCUUCUGUGGCCACAGAACUGCCCUGCCAGACCAAGAGAUCAAAUGCGACAACCGCCACUGCCGAUUUAGCACCACGCAUGGACCUGGCGACUGUGGUCCUAACUGCAGAUCUACAUGCUGGACCUACCGCGCAUUUCCUGAACAGUACGAGCUGACGAUCCAGAGCUAUUGCCCGGACUGCCAGGCGGCGGGUCGUCGAUGAGGGGGGAGGGGGUCGUUGCAUGUCCGAGAGUUGUGAAGCCUUGCGAUGGCUGGCGCCUGGCGCGGCGGUCGUCAUCCCAAUUUUGUACAGUGAACCUAAUCCUCACCAUCGCACAUCUGUAUAAUUUUCAGCACUCUAUAUCUUUAUAUUCACGACGCAAAUGAAGUGUGCAUGUCGUCGGAUGGGAGAUCGAAGGGGAGCUAGG